Delphinapterus leucas (beluga whale) is the source of this 7734-nucleotide messenger RNA. Lineage: Eukaryota; Metazoa; Chordata; Mammalia; Artiodactyla; Monodontidae. The record is from RefSeq and is a predicted model, not a curated record.
CCGCGGCGUCCCUCCGCUAGAGGGGGGGACCAAGCCAAUUCUCCUUUGCAGCAAAAAAUUACAUGUAUAUAUUAUCAAGAUAAUAUAUACAUCCGAUCUUAUUUUUUAAAAAAAAGUUUAUUUUGCUCCGAUUUUGAAAAAGAGGGAGCGUGGGUGGCCAGCGGUUUUUAUAAAUUAUUCUUAUUUUCUGUUAUCUGUCCCCGUCCCUCCCCACCCCCUGCUGAAGCUUGAAUAAGGGCAGGGAUCGCGGCUCCUACCUAUCGGUCACCCCCUUGCCCGUUCCUCCCCCGCCCCGACGCCUAGCACAGUGCCCUGCACACAGUAGGCGCUCAAUAAAUGUUCGUGGAUGAUGAUGAUGAUGAUGAUGAAAAAAAUGCAGCAUCAACGGCAGCAGCAAGCGGACCACGCGAACGAGGCAAACUAUGCAAGAGGCACCAGGCUCCCUCUUUCUGGUGAAGGACCAACUUCUCAGCCGAAUAGCUCCAAGCAAACCGUCCUGUCUUGGCAAGCCGCGAUCGACGCUGCUAGACAGGCCAAGGCUGCCCAAACUAUGAGCACCUCUGCACCCGCACCUGUAGGAUCUCUCUCCCAAAGAAAACGUCAGCAAUACGCCAAGAGCAAAAAACAGGGUAACUCGUCCAGCAGCCGACCUGCCCGCGCCCUUUUCUGUUUGUCACUCAAUAACCCCAUCCGAAGAGCCUGCAUUAGUAUAGUGGAAUGGAAACCAUUUGACAUAUUUAUAUUAUUGGCUAUUUUUGCCAAUUGUGUGGCCUUAGCUAUUUACAUCCCAUUCCCUGAAGAUGAUUCUAAUUCAACAAAUCAUAACUUGGAAAAAGUAGAAUAUGCCUUCCUGAUUAUUUUUACAGUCGAAACAUUUUUGAAGAUUAUAGCGUAUGGAUUAUUGCUACAUCCUAAUGCUUAUGUUAGAAAUGGAUGGAAUUUACUGGAUUUUGUUAUAGUAAUAGUAGGAUUGUUUAGUGUAAUUUUGGAACAAUUAACCAAAGAAGCAGAAGGCGGCAACCACUCCAGUGGCAAAUCGGGAGGCUUUGAUGUCAAAGCCCUCCGCGCCUUUCGAGUGUUACGACCACUUCGACUAGUAUCAGGAGUGCCCAGUUUACAAGUUGUCCUGAACUCCAUCAUAAAAGCCAUGGUUCCCCUCCUUCACAUAGCCCUUUUGGUGUUAUUUGUAAUCAUAAUCUAUGCUAUUAUAGGAUUGGAACUUUUUAUUGGAAAAAUGCACAAAACAUGUUUUUUUGCUGACUCAGAUAUCGUAGCUGAGGAGGACCCAGCACCGUGUGCGUUCUCAGGGAAUGGACGCCAGUGUACUGCCAAUGGCACGGAGUGCAGGAGUGGCUGGGUUGGCCCCAAUGGCGGCAUCACCAACUUUGAUAACUUUGCCUUUGCCAUGCUCACCGUGUUUCAGUGCAUCACCAUGGAGGGCUGGACAGACGUGCUCUACUGGGUAAAUGAUGCGAUAGGAUGGGAAUGGCCAUGGGUGUAUUUUGUUAGUCUGAUCAUCCUUGGCUCAUUUUUCGUCCUUAACCUGGUUCUUGGUGUCCUUAGUGGAGAAUUCUCAAAGGAAAGGGAGAAGGCGAAAGCGCGGGGAGACUUCCAGAAGCUGCGGGAGAAGCAGCAGCUGGAGGAGGAUCUCAGGGGCUACCUGGACUGGAUCACCCAAGCAGAAGAUAUUGAUCCCGAGAACGAAGAAGAAGGAGGAGAGGAAAGCAAACGAAAUACCAGCAUGCCCACCAGUGAGACGGAGUCUGUGAACACGGAGAACGUGAGUGGGGAAGGCGAGAACCAAGGCUGCUGUGGGAGCCUCUGGUGCUGGUGGAGAAGAAGAGGCGCCACCAAGGCCGGGCCCUCUGGGUGUCGGCGGUGGGGUCAAGCCAUCUCAAAGUCCAAGCUCAGCCGACGCUGGCGCCGCUGGAACCGCUUCAGUCGCAGAAGGUGUAGGGCUGCCGUGAAGUCUGUCACGUUUUACUGGCUGGUUAUUGUCCUGGUGUUUCUCAACACCUUAACCAUUUCCUCUGAGCACUACAACCAGCCUGACUGGUUGACACAGAUUCAAGAUAUUGCUAACAAAGUCCUCUUGGCUCUGUUCACCUGCGAGAUGCUUGUAAAGAUGUACAGCUUGGGUCUCCAGGCAUAUUUCGUCUCUCUUUUCAAUCGGUUUGAUUGCUUCGUGGUGUGUGGAGGAAUUACUGAAACGAUCUUGGUGGAACUGGAAAUCAUGUCUCCUCUGGGCAUCUCUGUGUUUCGCUGUGUUCGGCUCUUGAGAAUUUUCAAAGUGACCAGGCACUGGACCUCCCUGAGCAACUUGGUGGCAUCCUUGUUAAACUCCAUGAAGUCCAUCGCUUCGCUGCUGCUUCUGCUUUUUCUCUUCAUCAUCAUCUUUUCCUUGCUGGGGAUGCAGCUGUUCGGCGGCAAGUUUAAUUUCGACGAAACGCAAACCAAGCGGAGCACCUUUGAUAAUUUCCCUCAAGCGCUUCUAACGGUGUUCCAGAUUCUGACAGGUGAAGACUGGAAUGCUGUGAUGUACGAUGGCAUUAUGGCCUACGGGGGCCCGUCGUCUUCGGGAAUGAUCGUCUGCAUCUACUUCAUCAUCCUCUUCAUUUGUGGUAACUAUAUUCUACUGAACGUCUUCUUGGCCAUCGCUGUAGACAACUUGGCAGAUGCUGAAAGCCUGAAUACUGCUCAGAAAGAGGAAGCUGAGGAAAAGGAAAGGAAGAAGAUUGCCAGAAAAGAAAGCCUGGAAAAUAAAAAGAACAACAAACCAGAAAUUAACCAGAUAGCCAACAGUGACAACAAGGUCACCAUCGAUGACUACCGAGAAGAAGAUGAGGACAAAGACCCCUACCCGCCUUGUGAUGUGCCAGGUGAAGAGGAAGAGGAGGAGGAAGAGGAUGAACCCGAGGUUCCUGCUGGCCCCCGUCCUCGAAGAAUGUCUGAGUUGAACAUGAAAGAGAAAAUCACCCCCAUCCCCGAAGGGAGCGCUUUCUUCAUUCUUAGCAAGACCAACCCGAUCCGCGUGGGCUGCCACAAGCUCAUCAACCACCACAUCUUCACCAACCUUAUCCUCGUCUUCAUCAUGCUGAGCAGCGCUGCCCUCGCCGCCGAGGACCCCAUCCGCAGCCACUCCUUCCGGAACACUAUACUGGGUUACUUUGACUAUGCUUUCACAGCCAUCUUUACUGUUGAAAUCCUGUUGAAGAUGACGACUUUCGGAGCUUUCCUCCACAAAGGGGCUUUCUGCAGGAACUACUUCAACUUACUGGAUAUGCUGGUCGUUGGGGUGUCUCUGGUGUCAUUUGGGAUCCAAUCCAGUGCCAUCUCUGUUGUGAAGAUCCUGAGAGUCUUAAGGGUUCUGAGACCGCUCAGGGCAAUCAACAGAGCAAAAGGACUUAAGCACGUGGUCCAGUGUGUCUUUGUGGCCAUCCGGACAAUUGGCAACAUCAUGAUCGUCACCACCCUCCUCCAGUUCAUGUUUGCUUGCAUCGGGGUGCAGCUCUUCAAGGGAAAGUUUUAUCGAUGCACAGAUGAAGCCAAAAGUAACCCCGAAGAAUGCAGGGGGCUCUUCAUCCUUUACAAGGAUGGGGAUGUCGAUAACCCUGUGGUCCGUGAGAGGAUCUGGCAAAACAGCGACUUCAACUUUGACAACGUCCUCUCAGCUAUGAUGGCUCUGUUCACGGUCUCCACGUUCGAGGGCUGGCCCGCGUUGCUGUACAAAGCCAUCGACUCGAACGGAGAGAACGUCGGCCCCAUCUACAACUACCGCGUGGAGAUCUCCAUCUUCUUCAUCAUCUACAUCAUCAUCGUAGCAUUCUUCAUGAUGAACAUCUUUGUGGGCUUCGUCAUCGUCACAUUUCAGGAGCAGGGGGAGAAAGAGUAUAAGAACUGUGAGCUGGACAAAAAUCAGCGUCAGUGUGUUGAAUACGCCUUGAAAGCACGUCCCUUGCGGAGAUACAUCCCCAAAAACCCCUACCAGUACAAGUUCUGGUACGUGGUGAACUCCUCGCCCUUCGAGUACAUGAUGUUUGUCCUCAUCAUGCUCAACACACUCUGCUUGGCCAUGCAGCACUACGAGCAGUCCAGGAUGUUUAAUGACGCCAUGGACAUCCUGAACAUGGUGUUCACCGGGGUGUUCACUGUCGAGAUGGUUUUGAAAGUCAUUGCAUUUAAACCUAAGGGGUACUUUAGUGAUGCCUGGAACACGUUUGACUCCCUCAUCGUAAUCGGCAGCAUUGUAGACGUGGCGCUCAGCGAAGCUGACCCAACUGAAAGUGAAAAUGUCCCUGUCCCAACUGCUACACCUGGGAACUCUGAAGAGAGCAAUAGAAUCUCCAUCACCUUUUUCCGUCUUUUCCGAGUGAUGCGAUUGGUGAAGCUUCUCAGCAGGGGGGAAGGCAUCCGGACACUGCUGUGGACUUUUAUUAAGUCCUUCCAGGCGCUCCCGUAUGUCGCCCUUCUCAUCGCCAUGCUGUUCUUCAUCUACGCGGUUAUCGGCAUGCAGAUGUUUGGGAAAGUUGCCAUGAGAGAUAACAACCAGAUCAACAGGAACAACAAUUUCCAGACCUUUCCCCAAGCAGUACUGCUGCUCUUCAGGUGUGCGACGGGGGAGGCCUGGCAGGAAAUCAUGCUGGCCUGCCUCCCAGGAAAGCUCUGUGACCCCGAGUCCGAUUACAACCCCGGGGAGGAGCACACCUGCGGGAGCAACUUUGCCAUUGUCUAUUUCAUCAGUUUUUACAUGCUCUGCGCAUUUCUGAUCAUCAACCUGUUUGUGGCUGUCAUCAUGGACAAUUUCGAUUAUCUGACCCGGGACUGGUCUAUACUGGGGCCUCACCAUUUAGACGAAUUCAAAAGAAUAUGGUCCGAAUAUGACCCCGAGGCAAAGGGAAGAAUCAAGCACCUGGACGUGGUCACUCUGCUCCGCCGCAUCCAGCCCCCCCUGGGGUUCGGGAAAUUGUGUCCACACAGGGUAGCCUGCAAGAGACUAGUUGCCAUGAACAUGCCGCUCAACAGUGAUGGGACAGUCAUGUUUAAUGCAACUCUGUUUGCUUUGGUCCGAACGGCUCUUAAAAUCAAGACGGAAGGGAACCUAGAACAAGCUAAUGAAGAACUCCGAGCUGUGAUCAAGAAAAUCUGGAAGAAAACCAGCAUGAAACUACUUGACCAAGUUGUCCCUCCAGCUGGUGAUGAUGAGGUAACCGUGGGGAAGUUCUAUGCCACUUUCCUGAUACAGGACUACUUUAGGAAAUUCAAGAAACGGAAAGAACAAGGACUGGUGGGAAAAUACCCCGCGAAGAGCAGCACAAUUGCCCUACAGGCGGGAUUAAGGACACUGCACGACAUUGGGCCAGAAAUCCGGCGUGCUAUCUCAUGUGAUUUGCAAGAUGACGAGCCGGAGGAAACAAAAGGCGAAGAAGAAGAAGAUGUGUUCAAAAGAAAUGGUGCCCUGCUUGGAAACCAUGUCAAUCAUGUUAAUAGUGAUAGGAGAGAUUCCCUUCAGCAGACCAAUACCACCCACCGUCCCCUGCAUGUCCAAAGGCCUUCAAUUCCACCUGCAAGUGAUACUGAGAAACCGCUGUUUCCUCCAGCAGGAAAUUCGGUGUGUCAUAACCAUCAUAACCAUAAUUCCAUAGGAAAGCAAGUUCCCAGCUCAACAAAUGCCAAUCUCAAUAAUGCCAAUAUGUCCAAAGCUGCCCCUGGAAAACGGCCCAGCAUUGGGAACCUUGAGCAUGUGUCUGAAAAUGGGCAUCAUUCCUUCCACAAGCAUGGCCGUGAGCCUCAAAGAAGGUCCAGUAUUAAAAGAACGCGCUAUUAUGAAACUUACAUUAGGGCUGACUCAGGAGACGAGCAGUUCCCAACUAUUUGCCGGGAAGACCCAGAGAUACACGGCUACUUCAGGGACCCCUGCUGCUUGGGGGAACAGGAGUACUUCAGCAGUGAGGAGUGCUAUGAGGACGACAGCUCGCCCACCGGGAGCAGGCAGAGCUACAGCUGUGGCUACUAUACCCGAUACCCAGGCAGCAGCUUGGACUUCGAGCGGCCUCGAGGCUACCAUCACCCCCAAAGCUUCUCGGAGGAUGACGACUCACCUGUUUGCUAUGAUUCCCGGAGGUCUCCAAGGAGACGCCUGCUCCCUCCCACCCCAACAUCCCCCCGGAGAUCCUCCUUCAACUUCGAGUGCCUGCGCCGGCACAGCAGCCAGGAGGAGUUCCCGCCAUCCCCCGCCUUCCCCCACCGCACGGCCCUGCCUCUGCACCUGAUGCAGCAACAGAUCAUGGCAGUCGCCGGCCUAGAUUCCAGUAAAGCCCAGAAGUACUCGCCGAGCCACUCCACCAGGUCGUGGGCCACCCCGCCAGCGACCCCGUCGUACAGGGACUGGACGCCAUGCUACACCCCACUGAUCCAGGUCGAGCGGUCGGAGGCCCCGGACCAGGUCAACGGCAGCCUACCAUCCCUGCACCGCAGCUCGUGGUACACGGACGAGCCCGGCGUCUCCUAUCGGACGUUCACACCAGCCAGCCUGACCGUCCCCAGCAGCUUCCACAACAAAAACAGCGACAAGCAGAGGAGCGCAGACAGCUUGGUGGAGGCGGUUCUGAUAUCCGAAGGCUUAGGACGGUAUGCGAGGGACCCAAAAUUCGUGUCAGCGACAAAACACGAAAUCGCUGAUGCCUGUGACCUAACCAUCGACGAGAUGGAGAGUGCAGCCAGCAACCUGCUGAACGGGAACGUGCAUCCCCGGGCCAAUGGGGACGUGGGGCCCGUCUCACGCCGGCAGGACUACGAGCUCCAGGACUUCGGGCCCGGCUAUAGCGACGAGGAGCCAGACCCCGGGAGGGAUGAGGAGGACCUGGCGGAUGAAAUGAUUUGCAUCACCACCCUGUAGCCCCCAGGGAGCGGCCGACUGGCUCUGGCCUCAGGUGGGGCGCCGGAGGGCCAGGGGAAAAGUGCCUCGUAGUUAGGAAAAUGUAGGCACCAGUGUGGAGUCCCUAUUCAAUUUAGACUUUUGUACAAGUGAUGUCAUGCCUCAAGGAAGCCAUAAAUCUGGUAGGGGACAGCCGCACCCACACGCUCAGCCCCAGCUGUGGGCAAGGGCAGGUCCAGCCCUCCUGGAGAGGACCAGCGAGGAGGGCGGACAAGCCCUGCCCGCUUGUCCAGAGCGCUGGCCCGCCACCCGCGGGCACGAGGGGAAGGUUUAAAGGUGAUAACGAUCACCUUACCUAUGUCAUUACCUCAGCCAUCGGUCUAGCAUAUCAGACGUUCACUGGGCCCAGCGUAUCCAUUUUUAAACCUUUUCCCCCCAAAACACACUGCUUCCUGAUUCCUGUUCGGCUCUUCUGAAAUACAGUGUGUAAGUCAGGACCUACCUACCAGCCGUCAUCCUGAGAGGGGAACGGGACCCUGUAAACGGGGUUUUCUGUGACGUGACGCCAGUUUACAGGAGAGAGCAUCACUCUGACGGUUGGUUUCUGACUGUCAGGCAAAGGGCAACUGUAAACUGGAAUAAUAAUGCACUCGCAACCAGGUAAACUUAGAUACGCUCGUUUGUUUAAAAAUUCUAGAUUUACUGUAUAUGACUUGUAAUAUACUAUAAUUUGUAUUUGUAAAGAGAUGGUCUAUAUUUUGUAAUUAUUGUACCGUAUUUGAAAUGCAGCAAUAUCCAUGGGUCCUAAUAAUUGUAGUUCCCCACUCAAAUCUAGAAACUAUUAGUAUUUUUACUCGGGC